AUGGCCAAAGACUACAUGUACUCCAUUCCAUGCAGCUAUGGAGAAAUUUGUGAAGGUUAUGGUGAUGAUAUUGUAGGUAAAUCAACUGUUCGAAGGUGGUUUGCAAAAUUUAAAGCUGGAGAGUUUAGUUUGGAAGAUGAUAGUUGCAGUGGAAGACCUUCAACAUUGGAUGAAGAUGCUUUGAAGGCAAAAACCGAAGAAAACUCAAAUAUCAGGGCUAGAGAACUUACAGAGGAGCUUGAAGUUUCUAAAAGUACAGCUUAUGAACACCUAGUGAAGCUAGGAUACAUUUCUCGCUAUAAUGUAUAG
Octopus bimaculoides (California two-spot octopus) is the source of this 309-nucleotide messenger RNA. RefSeq names its product histone-lysine N-methyltransferase SETMAR-like. Lineage: Eukaryota; Metazoa; Mollusca; Cephalopoda; Octopoda; Octopodidae. The record is from RefSeq and is a predicted model, not a curated record.